Molecule: messenger RNA, 4893 nt
Organism: Aureococcus anophagefferens
Lineage: Eukaryota; Pelagophyceae; Pelagomonadales; Pelagomonadaceae
Exons: 7
Coding region: 43-4878 (1611 amino acids)
Biological process (GO): positive regulation of DNA-templated transcription
Source: RefSeq, a predicted model, not a curated record
GACGGCUUCGGCUAGCGUCGACGACGUCCAAAGCCGCUCGCGAUGUCGGCGCUCCAGAUGCGGUCGGCGCGCGACGACCUCGUGUCGUCCAAGGCCGUCGUGUCCUUCGAGAGCCCGCGCGCCGGCGACGGCCCGCCGCUGGCCCUGGCGCCGGCGCCGCUGCCCCAGUUCGUCGGCGACGCGCGGACGUUCCAGACGCUCUUCGCGCUGCCGCUCGCCGGCGGCGGCGCGACGCUCGCCGUGCACCGCGCGGGCUCGACGCUCGUCGUCGACGGCGCGGACGCGGGCGCGGCGGCGGCGGCGCUCGACGCGCGCGAGGAGCCGUCGUCGCGGCGGCGCCGCGUCCGCGAGGCGCUGAGCCGCGCGGCGCGCCUCGAGGACGGCGGCUUCCGCGACGCCCUGCGCGCGGAGGACGCCGGCGUCGAGGAGGCCAAGGCCGAGCCGCCGCGGCUCCUCGACGCCGCGGCCGCGGCGUUCGAGCCGGGCGGCGCGUCGCCGUCGACGCGCGCGGCGCUGCGCGCCAUCGUCGCCGCGGCCGCGGACUCGCAGAAGUCGCUGGGCGCGCGGCGCUCCGAGGAGGCGGCCCGCGCCGUCGAGGCCCUCGCGGACGCCGCGCUGUGCCCCGCGUACGGCGACGAGGCCGCGGCGCCCGCGGGCCUCCUCGCCGCGCGGCCCUGGCCCGACUACGCGCGCGUGCGCCGAUGGCGCGUCGGGGCCGCCGACGUGCUCUCGGGCAGCGACGCGCUCGUGGACCGCCGCUUCGACGCGGACACGGCCGUGCGCCUGAUCCGCGCGGAGGACGUCGGCGAGCGCGGCUCGCGGCGGCGGGCCGUGCUCGACGGCUGGCUCGAGAACGUCAUCGCCGGCGUGCCCAAGCUCGCCCUCUGCCUCGAGCGCUUCGGGGUCGUCGUCGGCGCCAAGGUGCUCGACACCGCGGAGAUCCCCAAGGCCUUCGCGGACGCCGACGGCGGCGACCACGCGCUCUUCGACGCCAAGUCCGUCGAGGUCCACGCCGCGGCCGUGCUGCGCUUCCUCGCGGACCACUGCGACCGCGACGGCGCGACGUACGCGCUCGCGGACGCGAAGAAGAAGCAGUGGAAGUGGCUGCUGGCCACGCUCUCCGCGCGCUUCGCCCACCGCGUGCGCGCGCACCUGCGGCUCGGCGCCGACGGCGGCGCGGGGGGGGAUCUGGACGCGGCGACGCGGUCGUCGCUCCUCGGCCGGCUCCGGGGUUUGGCGACGACGGCGCUGGACCUGCUCGCGGAGAUCGAGGACAGCGAGGGCGAGCCCCACCUCGCCAUGCGCGCGUCCCUCGAGGAGAUGAAGGCCGCGUCGUUCCUCGACGGCGCGAAGAGCUGGCGGGGCUCGCAGCGGGCCGCGGACCACCCGUGGACCGCGCCCCGGGUCUUCGGCUCCGAGCCGGCCGGCGCCGCGGCGCCCGCGCCCUUCGAGGCGCUGCGCGCCUGCGCGAGCGCGGACCUCGAGAGCGCGCGGGACCGCUUCGAGGCCGCGCUCGCCUUCGCGCUGCGCCUGGCCUCGGAAAAAAAGCGGCGCGUCGAGGACCUGAGCGCCGCGGCCGUCGACUGCGCCGUCGCGCUGGCGGCGGCGCACCUCGAGCGCGUCCAGCCGUCGAACCUCAUGCACGAGCUCCGGCGGGCCGCGACGGGCCUGCGCGGCGGCGGCGGCGGCGACGCCGCGGGCCGCGACGCGCGCGCCGCCGCGGUCUGGCACCUCGCCGCGGCCUUCGCGCGCGGCGUCGACAAGCGGCGCUUCGAGUGGAGCGAGCGGGGCGCCCACGCGCCGGACUGCGUCGCGCUGCUCAAGGACCUCGACGACGUCUUCCACCCGCGGCGCGCGUCCUCGCCCGAGACGUCGCCGGACGCGCGGCGGCGCGCGCCGACCUUCGAGGGCUCGGACCUCGGCGGCGCGGCGCCGGGCUGCUUCCACGCGCCGGACGCGCUCGCGCUCGCCGCGGGCCUCGCGGCCGCGGCCGCCGCGGACGCGGCGUUGUUCGUCGGCGACGCGCGGACGUUCCAGACGCUCUUCGCGCUGCCGCUCGCCGGCGGCGGCGCGACGCUCGCCGUGCACCGCGCGGGCUCGACGCUCGUCGUCGACGGCGCGGACGCGGGCGCGGCGGCGGCGGCGCUCGACGCGCGCGAGGAGCCGUCGUCGCGGCGGCGCCGCGUCCGCGAGGCGCUGAGCCGCGCGGCGCGCCUCGAGGACGGCGGCUUCCGCGACGCCCUGCGCGCGGAGGACGCCGGCGUCGAGGAGGCCAAGGCCGAGCCGCCGCGGCUCCUCGACGCCGCGGCCGCGGCGUUCGAGCCGGGCGGCGCGUCGCCGUCGACGCGCGCGGCGCUGCGCGCCAUCGUCGCCGCGGCCGCGGACUCGCAGAAGUCGCUGGGCGCGCGGCGCUCCGAGGAGGCGGCCCGCGCCGUCGAGGCCCUCGCGGACGCCGCGCUGUGCCCCGCGUACGGCGACGAGGCCGCGGCGCCCGCGGGCCUCCUCGCCGCGCGGCCCUGGCCCGACUACGCGCGCGUGCGCCGAUGGCGCGUCGGGGCCGCCGACGUGCUCUCGGGCAGCGACGCGCUCGUGGACCGCCGCUUCGACGCGGACACGGCCGUGCGCCUGAUCCGCGCGGAGGACGUCGGCGAGCGCGGCUCGCGGCGGCGGGCCGUGCUCGACGGCUGGCUCGAGAACGUCAUCGCCGGCGUGCCCAAGCUCGCCCUCUGCCUCGAGCGCUUCGGGGUCGUCGUCGGCGCCAAGGUGCUCGACACCGCGGAGAUCCCCAAGGCCUUCGCGGACGCCGACGGCGGCGACCACGCGCUCUUCGACGCCAAGUCCGUCGAGGUCCACGCCGCGGCCGUGCUGCGCUUCCUCGCGGACCACUGCGACCGCGACGGCGCGACGUACGCGCUCGCGGACGCGAAGAAGAAGCAGUGGAAGUGGCUGCUGGCCACGCUCUCCGCGCGCUUCGCCCACCGCGUGCGCGCGCACCUGCGGCUCGGCGCCGACGGCGGCGCGGGGGGGGAUCUGGACGCGGCGACGCGGUCGUCGCUCCUCGGCCGGCUCCGGGGUUUGGCGACGACGGCGCUGGACCUGCUCGCGGAGAUCGAGGACAGCGAGGGCGAGCCCCACCUCGCCAUGCGCGCGUCCCUCGAGGAGAUGAAGGCCGCGUCGUUCCUCGACGGCGCGAAGAGCUGGCGGGGCUCGCAGCGGGCCGCGGACCACCCGUGGACCGCGCCCCGGGUCUUCGGCUCCGAGCCGGCCGGCGCCGGGGCGCCCGCGCCCUUCGAGGCGCUGCGCGCCUGCGCGAGCGCGGACCUCGAGAGCGCGCGGGACCGCUUCGAGGCCGCGCUCGCCUUCGCGCUGCGCCUGGCGUCGGAAAAAAAGCGGCGCGUCGAGGACCUGAGCGCCGCGGCCGUCGACUGCGCCGUCGCGCUGGCGGCGGCGCACCUCGAGCGCGUCCAGCCGUCGAACCUCAUGCACGAGCUCCGGCGGGCCGCGACGGGCCUGCGCGGCGGCGGCGGCGGCGACGCCGCGGGCCGCGACGCGCGCGCCGCCGCGGUCUGGCACCUCGCCGCGGCCUUCGCGCGCGGCGUCGACAAGCGGCGCUUCGAGUGGAGCGAGCGGGGCGCCCACGCGCCGGACUGCGUCGCGCUGCUCAAGGACCUCGACGACGUCUUCCACCCGCGGCGCGCGUCCUCGCCCGAGACGUCGCCGGACGCGCGGCGGCGCGCGCCGACCUUCGAGGGCUCGGACCUCGGCGGCGCGGCGCCGGGCUGCUUCCACGCGCCGGACGCGCUCGCGCUCGCCGCGGGCCUCGCGGCCGCGGCCGCCGCGGACGCGGCGUUGGUCAAGCCGCGGUUUUCGCGCGACGCCGCGGACCUGCGGGCCGCGGCCAAGGCGCCGCCGCCGUCGCCGUCGGCCGCCGCGCCGCCGCUGCUGCACCUCGCCUGCUGCCGCGCGCUCGCGCUCGCGCGCGCGGCCGCGGCCGCGCGGCGCCUCGGCGGCGCCGAGCCGGCGGCCCUCGCGAAACGCCUCGGCGACGCGUGCAACGACGUGGGCGGCGCGGCGUCCAAGGCGGGCCACGAGGCGGGCGACGGCGCCCUCGGCGCCCGGGCGCGGGCCUGGCUCGCCGCCGCGGCCUUCCACUGCGGCGGCGCCCUCGACGCCCUCGGCGACGCCGGCGGCGGCCUCCGGCGCGCGGCGUGCGCGGAACUCGCGGCGACGCGGCUCUUCUUGGGAACCGCGCGGCGGCGGCGCCUCUUCGCCGACGGCGGCGGCGAAAGAGGCGAUACAGAAAAGCUGCGCCGGGACGAGGAAGCGGUGCUGGCGCCGCUCCGCGCGGCCGUCGCGGCGGCCGAGGACCUCGACCCCGCCGCGGCCGGGCCGCACCGGUACCAGCUCGGGUCGUUCCUCGCGGCGCGCGCGGCCUCCGCGGCGGCGCCCAAGGGCCGGCCCGACGAGGCCCUCGCGCACCUGGCGGCGGCGAUUUCGCGCUUCGACCGCGAGCGGCGGACCGCGCCGGUGUCCCGGGCGCGCGACGCGGCGCGCGGCCGCGCGCUCGCGGCGCUCGACGCGGCCGCGCUGCUCCGGAGCGCCGCGUUCCCGGACCCGGCGUCGAAGCUGCGGGCGUUGCGGGAGCUCCUCGGCGCCGAGGACGCGCUCGACGACGCCGACGCGCCGGACCUCGCCGCGCGCGUCCGCGGCGCGCUGCCGCCGGCCGCGCGGGACCUCGUCGCCGCGGUCUCCCGCGGCGGCGGCGACGACCUCGCCGCGGCCGCGCGCGCGCGGUGCAAGGCCGCGUACCUCGCGCUCAUGAAGGGCGACGCGGCGGCCGCGCGGCGGGAGCUCGCGCCGCUCUGGGACGCGGGCUAAGGAGGACUUUGCUAG